Umbelopsis ramanniana AG is the source of this 2254-nucleotide messenger RNA. RefSeq lists its product as uncharacterized. Gene Ontology annotation, cellular component: mitochondrion; acetolactate synthase complex. Gene Ontology annotation, biological process: L-valine biosynthetic process. Gene Ontology annotation, molecular function: flavin adenine dinucleotide binding; acetolactate synthase activity; magnesium ion binding. The coding region runs from base 98 to 2092 and encodes 664 amino acids. The record is from RefSeq and is a predicted model, not a curated record. NCBI's taxonomy places the organism in Eukaryota, Fungi, Mucoromycota, Umbelopsidomycetes, Umbelopsidales, Umbelopsidaceae. The transcript is spliced from 4 exons.
AUCUAACCAUUCAGCUUUCUAUAAGACAAUAAAAUAAUAUUCACUUCUCUCUCUUUUUUUUCCAAAGAACUUCUUCUUCCUCCCCUUUUUUUCCCCAAUGCUGUCUUCAGCUUUUAGAACUGCCGGCCUUGCUCCUCGGUAUACAAGCCGUCAUAUCUUGAGAAGAACUACAAUCCCAGCAUGCGCUCUACACACUAGCCGUAAAACAAAGAGUGCAGCAGCAGCUGUGGCUACUUCACCAUCAAGCUACGAAGCAGAACCACACCGUCGACCAGCUGCACCCGUCGCUCAUACAAAACCAGCUCAGGUCUUCGACCACUCAUUCAUCGGCAAAUCCGGAGGUGAAAUAUUCCAUGAAAUGAUGCUUCGUCAUGGUGUGAAGCAUGUGUUCGGUUAUCCUGGAGGAGCUAUUCUUCCAGUGUUUGACGCUAUCCAUGAAUCCAAAAACUUUGAAUUCAUUCUACCUCGACACGAGCAAGGUGCUGGACACAUGGCCGAGGGCUAUGCUAGAGCAACAGGACGACCUGGUGUUGUCCUUGUCACAUCCGGUCCAGGCGCAACCAACGUUGUUACACCUAUGGCGGAUGCAUUGGCGGAUGGAACUCCUUUGGUUGUGUUCACUGGCCAAGUGGUAACGACUUCUAUUGGUUCUGAUGCUUUCCAAGAAGCCGAUGUGGUGGGUAUUUCACGAUCAUGCACAAAAUGGAACGUCAUGGUCAAGGAUAUUGCUGAAUUGCCCCGACGUAUCAAUGAAGCAUUCGAGAUUGCCACUAGUGGCCGACCAGGCCCUGUGCUUGUUGAUCUUCCCAAAGAUGUCACGGCUGGUAUUCUUCGACGCCCUAUUCCGGUCACUCCUUCUACUCCCAAAUCCGUUCGCUAUUCCAACACCGCAAUGUCAGCUUUCACCGAUGAGCAACCUUAUCAGUUGGAUAGCGUGUUGGCUAAGGUGGCUGAAACUAUCAACAAAUCAAAGCGUCCUGUUAUCUAUGCUGGUCAAGGUAUCCUCGCACGACCUGACGGACCAGCCGUGUUAAGAGAAUUGGCCGCAAAGGGUAACAUUCCUGUCACAACCACUCUCUGCGGUUUGGGUGCUUUUGAUGAGCGAGAUCCCAAGUCUUUGGAAAUGUUGGGUAUGCACGGAUCUUGCUACGCUAACUUGGCCAUGCAACACGCCGAUGUCAUUAUUGCUCUUGGCGCUCGAUUCGAUGACCGUGUCACCGGUAACCCCAAGUUGUUUGCUCCUGAAGCCAAAAAGGCUGCUGAAGAAAACCGUGGCGGUAUCUUCCACUUUGAGAUUGUUCCCAAGAACAUCAACAAGGUUGUUCAAGCUACCGAAGCCAUUGAAGGCGAUGUCACUGAAAACAUGCUUUCUAUGCUUCCUCACAUCGAAGGCAAUGAGCGCAAGGAAUGGUUUGACUGCAUCCAAGACUGGAAGAAGAAAUACCCAUUUUACUACGAUCUUCCUGUAAAUGAUACCGAUCCUUUGAAGCCUCAACAGGUCAUCGAUGAACUCGACAAACAAACUGCUGCUUAUAAGGAUAAGGUUAUUAUUACUACUGGUGUCGGCCAACAUCAAAUGUGGGCAGCACAGCAUUUCAAGUGGUCUCAACCUAGAUCUAUGAUCACCUCUGGUGGUCUCGGAACCAUGGGUUUCGGUUUACCUGCCGCUAUCGGUGCUAAGGUUGGAAAGCCUGAUCACGUUGUUAUCGAUAUUGAUGGUGAUGCUUCCUUCUCAAUGACGAUGAACGAAUUGGCUACCGCUGCUCAAUUCAAUAUUGGUGUGAAGGUCCUUUUGUUGAACAAUGAUUUCCAAGGAAUGGUCAAGCAAUGGCAAGAUUUGUUCUACGAGGAGCGAUAUUCAGGAACUGUUAUGCACAACCCCAACUUUGUCAAGCUUGCUGAGGCCAUGCACGUCAAGGGUAUUAAGUUGAACAACACAUCAGAACUUGAGUCCAAGAUGAAGGAGUUCUUAGAACACGACGGCCCCGUUGUUAUGGAUUGCCGCGUCUGCAAGGAGGAACUGUUGGUUCCUAUGGUUCCUGGUGGAAAGGCUUUGGAUGAUUUCAUUAUCCACCCUAAGCUUAGGAAAUAAUUUUUUGUUUUUUUGGGUGGUUUAAUUUCACAUCUUCCUCACAAUCCCCUCCCGCACUUCCACACUGUUAUUUUAUUCGCAUAUGCCCUUGCAUUCUAUCAUCGAUUUAUCAUAUAUAACUUCCACUACGAUUAAAAAAAUAUAUGACAAACUCAAUUAAUG